AUACAUAAGCCUGAUUUACAAUAGUCUUUUAUUUUGUUCAUACAUUUUUGCUAUUUCACCUUUGUAUUAUUGUGGUAUGGAUUUACUUACAUUCUUUAUUGCCUGGUUUCAUUUUUCACUUGAAACUACUUUUGAAAUCAACGAGGUAGCCUCCAGGUGAGGGUUCGAUAUGCUAGAAAUGGCAGUCAAAUACAACAAUAAGGAGAAGGAGAAAAAAAAAUGUUGUGGAAUGGCUCUAAUGCUGCUUUAGAAAUGUAUGAGAAUAUUACAACAUCUAUUUGUAGUAACCACUUGGGAAGUCAUCUGUUUUGCAUCUCUCAACUCUAACUGGUAACUUCAGUUUUUCUUCUAAAAUGCUUUGUAGAUGGAAGCUUUACUCAAAACAGCGGAGGUUAACAUUAUCCAAAUUGAUCAUUUUAUUCUUCCUACUCAUUGUAGUUAUACAAAUCACACACAUAAUUCUCUUAUCAAAGAUAAGAGGCAAUACAAAAACUGCAAAAAAAAAUGAGGUUUCAGAAAUGAUUAAGAAAAUAUAUGAAUCCUAUAAACUUGAUUCCUCCGGAUCUUACCAUAUGAUUGCAGAUGUAGCUCUUUGCAGUCAUUGCCCCUUGUCUACAUCUAAACCUACUCGUGAAAGGUAUGAUGUUACUGUGGUAACUCAGACAUCACUCAAUAACAUACAAUGCAUUGUCAAAUUGGCAAAUCAAUGGGAAGGCCCAAUAUCUGUAACAGUUUUCGCAUUUGACAAUUACAUUGUCACUGCUCUAUUGACAAUUGCAGCUUUACGGAAAUGUAAUCCAAUUGUUUUAGAAAUGGUUUCAUUCCAUCUUGUUUAUCCUUUGCAAAGAUAUCCUAGAAAUCUUCACAACAGUUAUGAAUCUUCAAUUGUGUCUUGUGAAGACUUACCAAAUAUACUUUCAUCCAACAUUCCAAAUUAUAGCUUUGACAAUAUUCAAUAUCCUCAUAAUGUUCUACGAAAUUUUGCAAUAAAGAAUUCCAGAACUGAAUUUAUUUUUAUGAUUGACAUUGAUAUGCUUCCUUCCCCUGGAUUAAGAAAUAAUUUCUCUGAAUUCAUUAAAGUUGCAGAUACAUUUUUACCAAAUUUAACAGCUUUUGUUGUUCCAAGUUUUGAAUCAAAUUUAAAUGUUUCAAUGCCCAUUGACAAGAAAGAUCUUUUGAAAAAAUGGGAUAAUCUACAGGUUCGACCCUUUUAUUUUGAAGUCUGCUGGAAAUGUCAGCAGCAUACGGACUAUGAAACCUGGAGAGAAAUUGAUGGUUCUUACAUGAAAGUAGCUUACAACAUUCCCUGGAAAGACCCUUGGGAACCAUUUUUUAUUACCCGAUAUUUUGUGCCAGCUUAUGAUGAACGAUUUAAACAAUAUGGUUUUAACCGAAUUAGCAACGUGUGUGAGCUGCAUGUUGCUGGAUAUACAUUUAAUGUUUUGAGUAAUGCAUUUAUUGUUCAUCAAGGCUUAAAGACACCAACAAACUUUCACAAUAACAAAGUUAAAGAGUUGAAUCAAAACCGUAUGUUAUUUCGGAAAUUUAAAGAAGAACUGAAAACAAAAUACCCAUAUUCAACGAAAAGAUGUUAUUAAUAUUAUAAAAUCAAAAUAAUAGUUAUGUGUCCAAAUGCAUAUGGAGGUGUACGUGUGUGCAUGUGUAUGUGCACUGUUAUAUUAAUAUCUAUUUGUUAGUUAUGAUUCCAACAACUCUAAGUAUGCCUGUUUAUAUUUGAAAUCAAUGCACUGGUAAAGCUUUCAAGUAAUAAUCUUGAGGUCGACAUUUCAGAUUCAUUUCAUUCUCUACUUUACUUUUGGACAGUAACUAGAGGCUGGAACUGCUAAGCAAAUAAGGUAACACAUUGUUAAACUUUAGAUUAUCUUGAUAUUUGUUCUUUAAAAAUAAAAAAUACAUGAACCCAAUAGUAAGUCAAACUUUAAACAAUUCAUUUAUUUUUUAUGAAACUCUUUAUAUUUUAACAUCUGACUUUUCUUCUUUUUUUUAUUAUUAUUUCCUCAAAAUGCAGCUCUUUGUGAAUUAAUUUUGUCAAGAAUAAACUGUGAUAUAAAUGAAUGGGACUUUUAAAAAGAGUACUAAUGUCUACCCAGAUUAGAGUAGAAUAAAGGGUUUAUUAAUGAA
Molecule: messenger RNA, 2142 nt
Organism: Octopus bimaculoides (California two-spot octopus)
Lineage: Eukaryota; Metazoa; Mollusca; Cephalopoda; Octopoda; Octopodidae
Product: beta-1,4-glucuronyltransferase 1
Biological process (GO): protein O-linked glycosylation via mannose
Cellular component (GO): Golgi apparatus
Molecular function (GO): glucuronosyltransferase activity
Source: RefSeq, a predicted model, not a curated record